This is a messenger RNA of Dovyalis caffra, 3075 nucleotides long. Lineage: Eukaryota; Viridiplantae; Streptophyta; Magnoliopsida; Malpighiales; Salicaceae. The record is from the annotation of a GenBank genome assembly.
AUGGCAGAGUCAGCAGUGAGCUUUGCUAUUGACAAGUUGGCUGCAUUGCUAAUUCAAGAAGUGACACUAUUGAAAGGAAUCCAUAAAGAAGUUGAAGAUGUCAAAGAUGAUUUGGAAGCCAUUAGAGCUUUCUUGAAAGAUGCAGAUUCGAAGGCAGAGAGAGAAGGCAUCAAUGAGGGUGUGAAAGUAUGGGUGAAGCAAGCAAGGGAAGUGGCCUAUCACAUUGAAGAUGUCAUUGACAAAUACAUGCUUCGCGUGGCACAACAUCAUGAUCAACGUGGAUUUAGAGGCUUCUUGCAAAGUAUUGCUUCCUCAGUUAUGAAACUAAAAGCACGCCAUGAGAUAGCAUCAGAAAUUCAAGAUGUUCGAAAAGCUCUUCAAAAUAUCAAGGAGAGAAGUGGACCAUUCCAGUUCAUCCCUUCAGAGCUAGGAGCAUCUAACAAUGCAAGAGGAGCCAUAUCGCAUGAUCCUCGAAUGGGUUCUCUUUUCAUUGAAGAAGGUGAACUUGUUGGCAUUGAAUCUUCGAGAAAUAAACUGACAAGUUACAUGGUAGAUGGUGCAUCUCAAAGGACGGUCAUCUCAUUGGUUGGUAUGGGGGGAGUGGGUAAAACUACUCUUGCUAGGAAAGUAUACGACAGCCCAAAGGUGACAGAGCACUUCCGAUGUCAUGCUUGGAUCACGGUUUCUCAAUCAUAUGAUAAGAAGGAGUUACUGAAGAGUAUUCUAAGGAAACUCUAUGAAGCCAAAAAAGAGUGUUGUCCUGAAAACAUUGUCACAAUGGACGAGUCAUCAUUGAUUGCCGAGCUCAGAAAUUAUUUACGACUAGAACGGAGAUAUUCAUUGGUUUAUAUCCAUUCGCUGGAACCUCUAGGCCAACAGGAUUCGUGGGAGUUGUUUUGCAAGAAGACAUUCAAGCGUGACCUUGAAGGGCGAUGCCCUAGAGAUUUGGAAAAAUUAUCCAGGGACAUUGUGGGAAGAUGUGGAGGAUUGCCUCUCGCCAUUGUGGCCAUCGGUGGACUGCUAGCGAGCAAAGAAAAGGUGGUUCCAGAGUGGGAAAAAUUGCUCAAUAGUCUUGGUUCGACAUUAUUGACGAGUGAUCCAUAUCUUGAGAAUGUCACCAAAAUUCUCUCUCUUAGUUAUGGUGAUCUGCCUUACUACCUUAAAUCAUGUUUCUUAUAUUUGGGCAUGUUUCCAGAGGAUUUUUCCAUUGGACGUGGAAGGCUAAUUCGGUUAUGGGUAGCUGAAGGUUUUGUACAAGAAAAGAAAGGCAUGAGAUUAGAAGAGGUAGCAAAAGAAUACUUGAUUGAACUUAUCCAUCGAAGUUUAGUUCAAGUGGAUCUUGCUAGUCCUAAAGGAACUCCUAGUACACUUCGAGUUCAUGAUUUGGUACGUGAGGUCAUUGUUUCCAAGUCAGAGGAGUUGAGUUUGUGCCAUGUUUCAGGUAAUUGCUUAAGCUUUGAAAGCAUAGCUAGACACCUUUCUAUAAGCAACAGAGAAAAUGGGAAUCGAAAGAGCAGCACCAAGUCACAAACACGCUCUAUUAUGAUCCUCAACGGAGUAGAGCUUCAAAAGCUCGUAAUUGAUUGGAUAUUUGGAAAAUGCAAGUUGUUGACCGCAUUAGAUUUUGAAAGCUGUCCAAUAAAUUACAUUCCGAAAGAAUUGGGAAAUUUGCUGCAUCUGAAGUAUCUCAACUUAAGAAAAACCAAAGUCUCAAAACUUCCAAAAUCAAUUGGGAAGCUACAGAACUUAGAGUACUUAGAUGUGAGAGAUUCUUCAAUAGAAGAGUUGCCAGUUGAGAUUAAUAGAUUUUCCAAAUUGCGAUAUUUUUUGGGUGAUUCUGCAUUGAAGAUACAUGGCAGCAUUGGGCAUUUAGAGUUCUUACAAGUACUAGAUGCAGUUAGAUUAGAUAAUGAUCAAGGUGUGAGAUUAAUUAAUGAGUUAGGAAUGUUGAAGCAAUUGAGAAAAUUGGGGAUUAUAGGUUUGAAAAGAGAAUAUGGAAGGGAUUUGUGCACUGCAUUGGAGAGGAUGACUCAACUGCGGUCACUAUAUGUUCGUGUAGCCAAUGAGGAUGAGAUUGUUGAAGUGCAAUCUAUGUCUUCUCCUCCUGCUCACCUUCAAACCCUCCAACUUUGUGGACGGUUAGAAAGGGUCCCUGGUUGGGUUUCCAAACUACAAAAUCUAGUUGAAUUGUGUUUGUGGUGUUCAAGAAUGAAGGAUGAUCCGAUAAAAGUUAUUCAAGCUUUGCCUAAUUUAAAAGUUUUUUGGCUGUUAGAUGGAUACAAUGGAGAGAAGAUUCAUUUUGAAGAAGGAGGGUUUCAAAAGCUCAAGGAGUUACUUCUUUCAGGGUUGAAUGAGUUGAAAACGAUGACAAUAGACAAAGGAGCAAUGCCUCUUCUUGAAUCGCUAGCAAUAGGAGCUUGCCCACAAUUGAAGGAGGUUUCCUCUGGAAUUCAACACUUGAAACACCUCAAAGAGCUAUAUUUUGCUGGGAUGUCAAAUGUGUUCACACAAAGGUUAUCACGUGAACAAGGAGAAGACUAUUGGAUAGUGAAGAAUGUACCAAUUCUCCAAUAUGAUGCUACAUAUGUCCCUGAUGAUCAAGAAUCUUAUGGAGCAUUAGGUGGUACCAGAAAAGAAGGUCAAAUAGAGUUAGAAGAAAAGAGAGGAGGAAAAAUGGCAGAGUCUGCAUUGAAUCUCGCUGUUAACAAGUUGGUUUUGUUCCUAACUCAAGAGGCAUCCAUAAAAAAUGUUGCAGAUAUCAAAGAUGAUCUGGAAGCCAUUAGAGCUUUUAUAAAAGAUGCAGAUUCAAAGGCAAAGAAAGAAGGCAUCAGCGAGGGUGUGAAAACUAGGAAGCAAUUAAAGCAUAAUCCUAACCGAAAAUUAUACAGGGAUUUUGGAGACAAGUUCAAAGGUAACAGGGUCAGGGGACCUAUAGAAACAGAAAGAAGGAAUGCAGAAACAUUGGAGAUAAUCGCAAAGCAAAGCAAGGAAAUUGGCCCUGCUAUCCAUCCCAGCUGUGUUGUACUCCAAGCCAAGGACAGAACUCCUGAGCCGAUAACAUUAGUAAUAAUAUGA